Molecule: messenger RNA, 1764 nt
Organism: Megalobrama amblycephala (Wuchang bream)
Lineage: Eukaryota; Metazoa; Chordata; Actinopteri; Cypriniformes; Xenocyprididae
Exons: 2
Coding region: 126-1139 (337 amino acids)
Molecular function (GO): GTP binding
Source: RefSeq, a predicted model, not a curated record
ACCAUUUUACAGCGCCCGUCUGCUACAUUUCUCUCCGUGCUGUGAACACACAAACCUGAGCAGAAUUACUUAGCAGCAGAUAUUAAUCUGUUUAGACCAACAACUGAGACAGAACAACUAACGUGAUGGAGCGAACUGUCAAUCAGCCAUCAGUCACUCGUGAUCUUCGGAUUCUGCUGAUCGGUAAAACCGGUUCAGGAGUGAGCGCUUCUGGAAACACUAUCCUGGGAGAAAAUGUGUUUCAAUCCAGUCGGAGCCUGACCUCCAUCACUGACAGAUGCCAAACACACACGGCUGAAGUGUCAAACAGAAGAAUUACAGUACUGGACACUCCAAACUUCUUUAAUUCAUCUGACAUUGAUCUGAGUGUGGAGUUAAAGAGAGGAUUGAACAUGUGUUCUCCGGGAAUCCAUGUGAUCCUUCUGGUGCUCCCUUUACACACUUUCACUCAGCAAGAUACUGAUGUCCUGUCCUUAUAUAAGCAGAUAUUUGGUGAAAGCGUCAUGAAAUACAGUUUUGUGCUGUUCACACAUGGAGAUGAACUUCAGGAUAAAUCUAUUGAUCAACUAAUAAGACGAAACGCAGAGCUGUCCAAACUAACAGAGGAGUGUAGAGGGAGAUUUCACCUGCUGAACAACAAAGAUCUGAUCAACAGAGAUCAGGUCACCAAACUCUUGAUGAAGAUCCAACGAAUGGUGUCUGACAAUGAGAACAGCUGCUACACUUUAGAGAUGUUUAAGACUCAAUCACACAAAGUACAUCUGAAGCUCAAAUAUCUGUAUGCAGUCAGUGUUGUCAUUGUGUUAACUGUGGGUUGUGUUAAUAUGAGGAAUGAAGGUUCUUUACAUUUUAAAUCAUUUCUGUAUGGUUGUGUCAGUGGCAUCUUGGCAGCAGUGUCAGGAGCCACAUCUGGACUCAUUUGGGCAAAGAUAUGGAAAAAUCAAAGUCAGAGAAUUGGGAAAUGUACAAAACGACAUCUGAAAAAUGUCAGUCUGCUGGGAGUCAUGUGUGGCUGUGCUGCUGGAGGGGUCAGUGGGUAUUUUGUGGGUCCAGCGAGUUUAUCAGCUACAUUAUUAGGAGGAAUAGAGGGGGCUCUUGUGGCUUAUACCACAAUCAUGAACCAUUGGAGAUAUGUAUGAUAUACUGUAUGUGUCAUUCUCAGUAUAUGGCUACAAACUUAUCACUACAAACUUAUGGCUACAAACUUAUUGAUAUUUCAUAUCAAUAUUAUUAUUAACCCUCUGGUCGUCUUCAUUUAGGUGUCACACUUGCCUUCUUUAUGGUCAAAAGUGACCGAAGCCUUGAAAAGUAACUUUUUUUGUUUUUCAGGAAAACCAAUGCAAUAUAUUUUUGUUCAAUAAUAUUAUUUGAUUAUUAUAUACAAUUUUGAGGGUAUUUUAUGAUACUAUGCAAUAUUUAUAAUUUUUUAUUAGCUAUUUCCCCUAUUGAAAAUAAUUCACUAUUUUUUCAAUUAAAGCAGUAUUCCAUGUUAAAAUAAAGACAAGGCAUUUAAUAUCCAUUUUUUUGAAGGUAGAUUAUUUCCAUCUGGUGGGGGUAAAAAAGAAAAACUUAUGCAAUGCCAUGUUGUAACCACUAGAUUCUUAUAUAGUUAAAGUGGAUUUUAAAUUUUCUGAUUAUUAAAUGAUGAUUUGAAGUGUCUGUUUUUGCAUUAAUUUUACUACAGUCAAACCUGAACACAGAGGAGGGCAUUUUGUCACACAUAACAUAAAAAUUGAAUAAAAAAUAUAACAAAAAUUAACGACU